CGGCGGCCGCGCCGAACGCCAGUCAGUCGCCGAGUGUCAGUCGAAGUGCCCGUAUCGUUUGCACUCCGAAGCCGGUAUCGCGAGUACGCGAAUACGCGAUCAUAAACAAAGUUCGACAAUAAAAAUAAAUAAAACACGAACCCGUGCUAAAGUCGCAGUCGAUUACCAGUCGGAUAAACUGUCCAAAAUAACAGUGAAACGCUGAAAAUUCUACGAGUGCAGGAUAUAGGUCAGUGUGGACGAUGCUGACGAGGUGGUUGACGUUGGCGCUCGUAGCGGCGACGUGGCGAGCUGCCGACGCAUGCAGCUGCAUGCCGCAGCAUCCUCAGACACACUUUUGUAAAAGCGACUUCGUGAUCGUGGGGCGAGUACAAAAAUUGUUCAGAGGAAAUGACACUUACGACGCGUACAAAGUGAAAAUUCGAAACAUCUACAAAACGACACCGAAGGCGGUGGUAGCACUUAAAUCAGGACGAUUGCUGACUGCGUCACAAGAAGCCCUUUGCGGCGUUAGCCUACAGCCCAGAGAGACCUAUGUCAUAACAGGUAAUGUUGUGCACCUUCAAGCGCACAUAGACUUCUGUGGGUACGUCAACAAGUGGCGGGAUGUGACGCCGCGACAGCGAAAAGGCUUCAGGCUACUCUACAAACAGGGUUGCACUUGCAAGGUGCACGUGACGGGGCGCCGCACAAAGUCCCCUAAUACCUGCGUCACAAACUACGACGACUGUUUUGAGAGGCACGGCAUCUGCCUGCACGAUCGCGACCGACGAUGCCGUUGGACGAGGGCGCCCGCUCUCACGAGGUGUUUGCAGAAGCCGCACUUCAAUAGCACGAUGACUUGAAUCGCCGCAUCGAAUGUAAACAUUAAUCGUAACAAACAUUUUGUAUAUCUCGACAAGCCUUUGGAAAUUCCCAUGUUACCUUACGUUUUUUAUACUAAUAAUUCACCGAUAUACGAUACAAACAUGAGUUACUAAGCCAAAACGAUCAUUCUAACACGCCUACUAGGUUAAUUUAUAUUUAAUGUUAGUACCCCGUCUCAAAUGUUUUAAAGGGCGGUAUCACACGGCCGUAUCGUCUUGGGGAACCCUAACAAUUUAUUCAUCUUCAUGAAGGUUUACGAAACGCAGGCAGCAUGCAUUAUAUGGCUAUGAAUCAGUAAUUGAGUGUAUGUCGACUCUAAAUAGGAAUUUACAACAAAAAAAGUAUUUGGUAUGAUUCAAAGAUGACGAAUUUACUCACAAAUUCUAUUAUUUGUUAUCCUUUGGACUUUAUGUUGAUUGUGUUAGCGUUGAAGUGAAAUUCUAACGUUAUUUGUAUUAUUUAUUUUAAGUUAUAUUAUUAUUUAUGUUUAAGUUAAAUUUGUAAAUUAACAAAAAAGUUAGGUUAAUGAUUACAUAAAAUAAAGACUUAAGAAAA
Papilio polytes (common Mormon) is the source of this 1422-nucleotide messenger RNA. RefSeq lists its product as uncharacterized. The record is from RefSeq and is a predicted model, not a curated record. Gene Ontology annotation, molecular function: metalloendopeptidase inhibitor activity; protease binding. The coding region runs from base 243 to 845 and encodes 200 amino acids. Gene Ontology annotation, biological process: negative regulation of membrane protein ectodomain proteolysis; negative regulation of endopeptidase activity. The transcript has 7 exons. Gene Ontology annotation, cellular component: extracellular matrix. Lineage: Eukaryota; Metazoa; Arthropoda; Insecta; Lepidoptera; Papilionidae.